AACGGAGACUUGUGUAGAUAUCUAUGAUUCAAGCUGUGUUGCUGCUCAGCGUCUAAUAAGCUCGUGAUGUAACUGUUUAAUAUAUUUGCGUUUAAUUUAAUAAAAUAAAAAAAGUAAUUAAGUGUUUAGGUAUGACGUUGCCUAAGAUUAAAGACGGCGAAUUCACGGCUACGGUUUAUAAACUGAUUAAGGAGGGACGUUAUGGAGACGCUAUACACAUCCUGAGCAAUGAACUUCAAAAACACAUCAAAUCCCGCGCCGCUCUGUCUCUGCUGGGUUACUGCUAUUAUCAUGUGCAGGAUUUCACCAAUGCAGCAGACUGUUAUGAGCAGCUCAUUCAUCUGCACCCAGAGGUGGAAGACUACAAACUGUACUACGCCCAGUCCCUUUACGGAGCAUGUGCUUUCCAGGAUGCGAUGAAAGCUACGUUUCUUUUGGACAGCCCUGCGAAUCACACCAAGAUGAUAAAACUUCAGGCUGCUAUAAAGUACGGAGAGGAAGACUUUUCAGCAGCGAUGGCUUUGGUAGAGCAGUUGCCUACGGACGACCCGGACACCGAAGUGGAUCAAGGCUGCUUGCUGUAUAAGCUCGGAGAAUACGAGAAGGCCUGCACCAAGUUUACAGGCGCCAUGCAAGUCCUGGGAUACCAGCCAGAUUUGGCUUACAACAUCGCUCUCUGUCACUACAGCCUGAAGCAGUACGCCGCAGCCCUCAAGUACAUCCGGGAGAUCAUCGAGCGAGGGAUACGGGAGCAUCCAGAACUCGGAGUCGGCAUGACAACCGAAGGGAUUGAAGUCAAAAGCGUGGGAAACACGCUGGUGCUGCAUGAGACGGCCUUGAUCGAAGCCUUUAACCUGAAAGCAGCAAUCGAAUACCAGCUGAAGAAGUAUGAUGAUGCUCAGGAAGCGCUGACUGAUAUGCCACCCAGAUCAGAAGAGGAGCUCGACCCGGUCACACUUCACAACCAGGCUCUCAUGAACAUGGACACCAAACCCACCGAGGGCUUCGAGAAGCUCGCCUUCCUCCUGCAGCAGAGCCCGUUUCCUCCCGCCACCUUCGGGAACCUGCUCCUGCUCUACUGUAAAUACGAGUAUUUCGACAUGGCUGCUGAUGUGAUGGCGGAAAACGCACAUCUCACCUACAAGUUUCUUUCUCCAUACCUGUACGAGUUCCUGGACGCCAUGCUGACGAGUCAAACUGCUCCAGAAGAGGCGUUUCGGAAGCUCGAAGACAUGGCAGGAAAACUGACGGAGCAGUUACGCAAGGUCACCAAAGAGGUGCAGGAGUCACGACGCACACGGGACGACGAAGGUCUAAAAAAAGCUGUGGAUGAUUACGACCAGCUCCUGGAGGAAUACAUCCCUGUCCUGAUGGCGCAAGCUAAGAUUUACUGGAACCGCGACAACUACAACAUGGUGGAGAAGAUUUUCCGCAAGUCGGUGGAGUUCUGCAACGAGCACGACACGUGGAAGCUGAACGUGGCACACGUGCUCUUCAUGCAGGAGAACAAAUACAAAGAAGCCGUCGGAUUCUACGAGCCCAUCGUGAAGAAACACUACGAUAACAUCCUCAAUGUCAGCGCCAUCGUACUGGCCAACCUGUGUGUGUCCUACAUCAUGACCAGCCAAAAUGAAGAGGCAGAGGAGCUGAUGAGGAAAAUCGAGAAAGAGGAAGAGCAGAUCUCGUACAACGACCCAGAUAAGAAGGUCUUCCAUCUGUGCAUCGUCAACCUGGUGAUCGGGACCCUGUACUGCGCUAAGGGCAACUACGACUUCGGGAUUUCUCGCGUCAUCAAGAGCCUGGAGCCGUACAACAAGAAGCUCGGUACAGACACAUGGUUCUACAUUAAGAGAUGCUUCCUGUCCCUGUUGGAGAACAUGGCCAAGCACAUGAUCAUGCUGAGAGACACCGUUGUCCAGGACUGCAUCCAGUUCCUAGAACACUGCGAAUUGUACGGGAAAGACGUCCCGGCCGUCAUCGAGCAGCCUCUGGAGGAGGAACGCGCACACAUCGGGAAAAACACGGUUACCUACGAGGCGCGCAAGUUGAAGGCUCUGUUCUACGAAGUCAUCGGAUGGAACGACUAA
Messenger RNA from Tachysurus vachellii, 2087 nucleotides. RefSeq names its product intraflagellar transport 70 (gene ift70). The transcript is spliced from 19 exons. Gene Ontology annotation, molecular function: intraciliary transport particle B binding; protein binding. Lineage: Eukaryota; Metazoa; Chordata; Actinopteri; Siluriformes; Bagridae. Gene Ontology annotation, biological process: intraciliary transport. Gene Ontology annotation, cellular component: axonemal microtubule; intraciliary transport particle B. The record is from RefSeq and is a predicted model, not a curated record. Bases 132 to 2087 code for a protein of 651 amino acids.